AUUAUCUACGUUGCCAUAUCAUGAUGACGUCAUCAUCUCCUUCUUCUCGAAACCAAGUUCUCUAGUCUACUCUCUCUCUCACGGAAAAAAGGAAAGAGAGACCCUCCUUUGAUAGAAAUAAGCUGACUGAGUAAUGACAUCAUCUCGCCGUCUUCUUCCUCUCGGUGCAUCGCUCACUAGAGGGAGAUUCUCUUCUUAUAAUCAAAUCCGAAACGGGUUUGGUUUCCGAGGACUCGCUACCAUCAAAUCGACGGACCCGGCGCUAGCCAACCUAGCUGAGAAAUGCGCCGUUGCAAUCCCGGAAUUUUCUUCAUCAGACGACGACGACAUCUCCAAGAUCCGUCACGAGUUCGAGCUGGCGAAACAGAGGUUCAUCAACAUCCCCGAAGCCCUAAGCAGCAUGCCUAAGAUGAAUCCUCAAGGGAUAUAUGUUAACAAGAAUCUCAGAUUGGAUAACAUACAAGUUUACGGAUUCGAUUAUGACUACACCUUGGCGCAUUACUCCUCUGACUUGCAGAGUUUGAUCUACGAUCUCGCCAAGCAGCACAUGGUCAAUGAGUUCAGAUAUCCUGAGGGUUGUAUGAAGUUUAAGUACGAUCCUACUUUCCCCAUCCGAGGACUCUACUAUGACAAACAGAAAGGAUGUCUCAUGAAACUCGACUUCUUUGGUUCGAUCGAGCCAGAUGGGUGUUACUUUGGUCGUCGUAAGCUUAGUAGGAAGGAGCUAGAGAAUAUGUACGGGACAAGACACAUGGGUCGUGAGCAGGCGAGAGUUUUGGUGGGAUUGAUGGACUUCUUCUGUUUCAGCGAGGCAUGUCUUAUUGCAGACAUGGUGCAAUACUUUGUUGACGCCAAGCUUGAGUUUGAUGCAUCUUACAUCUACAAUGAUGUGAAUCGCGCUAUUCAACAUGUCCAUAGAAGUGGUUUGGUCCAUAGAGGAAUUCUUGCUGAUCCUACCAGAUACUUGCUUAAAAACGGUCAGCUACUACGUUUCCUGAGAAGCCUUAAAGAUAAAGGGAAGAAGCUUUUUUUGAUGACCAACUCUCCCUACCAUUUUGUCGAUGGUGGAAUGCGCUAUCUGAUGGAGGAAUCUUUUGGCCUCAGAGACUCAUGGCGGGACCUUUUCGAUGUUGUGAUUGCUAAAGCAAAUAAACCAGACUUUUACACAUCUGAGCACCCUUUCCGUUGCUAUGAUGCGGAGAGGGAUACUUUGGCGUUUACAAAAGUGGAUUCAUUUCACCCAGAUAAAAUAUACUACCAUGGUUGCCUUAAAUCGUUCCUUCAAAUCACGAAGUGGCGUGGCCCCGAGGUUAUUUAUUUUGGAGAUCACUUAUUUAGUGACUUGAGAGGUCCUUCAAAGGCUGGUUGGCGAACUGUUGCCAUAAUUCACGAGCUUGAGCGCGAGAUACAGAUACAAAAUGAAGAUGGCUACCGGUUUGAGCAGGCAAAAUUCAAUAUUAUCCAAGAACUGCUCGGUAAAUUUCAUGCGAGUGUAUCAAACAAUGAGAGAAGUGAGGCAUGCCAAUCUCUCUUGGAUGAGCUGAACAUGGCGAGACAGAAAGCACGAGAGGCGAUGAAACAAAUGUUCAACAGAUCGUUCGGAGCUACAUUUGUGACAGACACUGGUCAAGAAUCAGCAUUCUCUUAUCACAUCCACCAAUACGCAGACGUUUACACCAGCAAGCCUGAGAACUUUAUGUUCUACAGGCCCGAAGCUUGGCUUCACGUGCCUUACGAUAUCAAGAUCAUGCCACAUCAUGUCAAGGUGGCUUCAAGCCUUUUCAACACCUGAGAAUAAGUUUCAGCCUUGUAUGAAGAGUUGCAAAUCGAUGAAGAAUCGAUUAAGAAAGAAACUUUUAGGUUUUCCAAGUGGCAGAGGACAGCAAAAAGGGUUUACUAAUUAGAUCUCGGAUUCCUGUUCCUGCCUUUGCUAAUGAUUCUUGUGUCAAAUUAUUAGAUCAUUCGUUUGCAUAACAUUAAGGUGGCAAACACUUGAAAAUAAAGGAAGCUAUGAUAACGGAAUC
Messenger RNA from Raphanus sativus (radish), 2024 nucleotides. RefSeq lists its product as uncharacterized. The coding region runs from base 134 to 1792 and encodes 552 amino acids. Lineage: Eukaryota; Viridiplantae; Streptophyta; Magnoliopsida; Brassicales; Brassicaceae. Gene Ontology annotation, molecular function: 5'-nucleotidase activity. The record is from RefSeq and is a predicted model, not a curated record. The transcript is spliced from 14 exons.